This is a messenger RNA of Cygnus atratus (black swan), 1418 nucleotides long. It is a transcript of the gene CCDC28B, whose product is annotated as coiled-coil domain containing 28B. NCBI's taxonomy places the organism in Eukaryota, Metazoa, Chordata, Aves, Anseriformes, Anatidae. Bases 342 to 983 code for a protein of 213 amino acids. The transcript has 5 exons. The record is from RefSeq and is a predicted model, not a curated record.
GGGACGGGACGGAGCGGGGGGGCCUGGCGCAGGUCCCAGGCUCUGCCCUGCGCCGUGAUGCUGCGGCACAGACCGAGAUAACGCAGCCCGAGCCCAGCCGUGGAUCCCAGCAAGUGCGGGCAGAGCGCCUGGCCUCGGCCCUCCUGCUGCUGCCGAACCUCGCUGCAACCCACCGAGCCCCACCACAACUUGUGGAGCCCUGCUGCAGCCCACCGAGCCCCACCGCGGCGCCUCGCUGGGGUUGUGAGGACGAAGAGGCCCCGCACAGGGAAGGGGCUGCCAAGAGCCGUGCGUCCAUCCCGCGCAGGUGCCUGUCCCGCAGCUCCGGGAGCCCCUCCAGGAUGGAGGAACGGAGGAAGAAGCGGAGCCCCAGGGCCCAGCCGGUGCCUGCCGGGGCCGCACGGCCGCUGCCCGUCAGCAAGAGCGCGUCCUUCGCGCUGCCGCUGCCCGCCCUGCCCUCAGCCCAGCAGCGCGCCAGGCCCCGGCGGGCGAGCAAGGAGAGAGUGCGGGCAGGUGGCACGGGGGCGGCACGGGGGGCUCCGCUGCAGCACAGCUUCCUCACUGAGGUCUCCGACGUGUGCGAGAUGGAGGGGGGGCUGCUCAGCCUCCUCAGCGACUUCCACUCGGGCAAGCUGCAGGCUUUCGGGAAGGAGUGCUCCUUCGAGCAGCUGGAGCAUGUGCGGGAGAUGCAGGAGAAGCUGGCGCGGCUGCACUUUGGCCUCGACGUCUGCGUGGAGGAGCUCCCCGAGGAGCAGAAGAAGGCGGUGGCCGACAGGAACCUGGACCAGCUGCUGGUGCACGUGAGUGGCACCUCCGCGCUCCGUGCCCAGCCCUGCAGUGCUGGUGGGGUCCCCGCCGGCCCCCAGCCUCCCCACCGGUGCUGCAGCCUCUCCCUUUGCCUCCCGCAGCUGGAGGAGCUGAGCAGCUCCAUACAGAAGCUGCACCUGGCGGAGAGCCCCGGCCCCGAGGAGGCUGCAGCCUGACCCAGUGCCGUCCUUGCUGCAAGGAGGAGGCUGCUGCGAGGAAGAGGCCCCGUGGGACGGGACGGAGCAGCAGCCACAGCCCCGCACGGGGAGGACCCCCCGCCCUGUGCCCCCACUGCAGGGCCGAUGGCGGCGACACCUCGGGCACCCGCCUGGGAGAAAACAGUGGGGACCGGGACCGGGCCCUCCCCCCUUCCCCCCCUCCCCAGCCCCGCCGCCAUCUUGUGGGCCCCCAUGGCCGGGCGGGUGACGCCAUCGGCCGGUGCCCGGUGCCCCGUGGUGAUGGCGGCGGUGGCGGCGCCGGGCCCGCAGGCGGAGGCUGAGCAGUGGCGGCGGCUGCUGGGUGCCGUGACCCGCCUGCAGGUGGGGGUCCGAGGGGGGCACGGCGGGAGGGCCGGGCCGGGGCGCGCUGCCAUUAAACUGACUUGGCUCCAG